GGAUGCAUAACUCCGUCUUCCAGACGGGAGGACUGAGGCUCUCAGUUCGGUUGGACACACACGUAAGAUCACACUGGGGAAGUCACAGCACAACUGGGGCUGUGGAUGCAGCCCUUGGUAAAGUCCCUGGGUUUGUCCCCAGCGCUACAUUAGCAUGCUGUGGUGUACACCUGUCAUCCCAGCACUGCGGAGGUAGAGGCAGGACCACCAGGAGGACAAGAUCGUCUUUGGCCAUGUAGCAAACUGGACACCAACCUGGACGACAUUCUCACACCUAGACACACAUAAAAGGUUCAGGGACAAUAUGUCAGUCAAUAAAGUGCAUGAGGACCCUAGUUCAAAUCCCCCAAUACUUGCGUUAAAGCAAGUGGCCGUGGCAACGAUGUAAGGAAGUAGCCAGCACUGGGGUAAGGGAGUGAAGAAAGAUUCUGCAGAGCCAGCAAGCUCCAGGGGUUCAGGUAGAAGCUGAGUGCAUGCCUUUAAUCGAUACACAGUGAGCUCCAGGUUGUUUCAAACAAACAGAUAAAAGGCAGAGAGUGAGAAAGACACCAAAUGUUGACCUCUGAGCUACACUUGCUUGAACUCUCACACACAGGUGCACAUACCACACACACACACACACACACACACACACACACACACACAGUACAGCAUAACCAAGUGGGGGCAUCCAAUGAAUUCCACAGACUGCUGCCACUGGGCUCCACAGUCUAGCCUGAGACCAGAAGUGAAGAUUCUGACCCAAGGUCAUACCUGGGCACAGCUGAGUUAGGGACUAAUGAGGCUCACUUUUCAGGGCAACUGAAGCAUGGAGUGCUCAUGACUGGGAGGUCGCGAUGGGUCACUAUCACCACGUUCCCAGCUCAGCGCUGCCCGCCCCACUCCUGGCGCUGUGAGCACGUGCUGCCCCUUUAAUGCCCCAAGUCCUCCUCCCCUUGCAGGCAAACGCCGUGAUUGCACGGGCCCGUGGGACCGGCGGUCCAGCACGUUGUGCGCGUGCGCAGUUGGAAGCGCAUUGGCGGCUCUGCGGGGGCCGCGAGCAGGAUGGCGUGCGCUCCGGCGGCCCUCGGUCCCCACGCUCUCUGGGCCGUCGUCUGGGGACUCCUGCUGCUGGUCCCCGUGCCUGCCGGGGCGCAGCGUGGCAGAAAGAAAGUCGUGCACGUGCUGGAGGGCGAGUCCGGCUCCGUGGUGGUGCAGACAGCGCCCGGGCAGGUGGUGAGCCACCGCGGUGGCACCAUCGUCUUACCCUGCCGUUACCAUUACGAGGCGGCCGUUCACGACCACGACGGCGUCCGCCUCAAGUGGACGAAGGUGGUAGACCCUUUGGCCUUCACCGAUGUCUUCGUGGCUCUGGGUACCCAGCACAGAGCCUUUGGUCCCUACCGAGGGCGAGCCGAGCUGCAGAACGACGGGCCCGGGGAUGCCUCCCUGGUCCUCCGAAAUGUCACCCUGCAGGACUAUGGACGCUACGAGUGUGAGGUCACCAAUGAGCUAGAGGAUGACGCCGGCGUAGUCAAGCUGGACCUGGAAGGCGUGGUCUUCCCCUAUCACCCUCGUGGAGGCCGCUACAAGAUGACUUUCGUAGAAGCACAGCGAGCUUGCGCUGAACAGGAUGGCAUUCUGGCAUCCGCCGAGCAGCUGCAUGAAGCCUGGCGCGAUGGCCUGGAUUGGUGCAAUGCAGGAUGGCUACGCGAUGGCUCCGUGCAGUAUCCAGUGAGCCAGGCGAGGGAGCCCUGUGGCGGGGCAGGGAGCAAUGGGGCUGGUGAAGGCACCAAUGGAGGCGUGCGCAAUUAUGGAUAUCGCCAUAACGCUGAGGAACGCUAUGAUGCAUUCUGCUUCACGUCCAACCUCCCUGGCCGCGUGUUCUUCCUGAAGCCUCUCCGGCCGGUGGCCUUGGCCGGGGCAGCUCGCGCUUGCGCGGCGCGCGGUGCGACAGUGGCCAAGGUUGGGCAGCUGUUCGCCGCGUGGAAGCUGCAGCUGCUGGACCGCUGCACUGCCGGCUGGCUGGCCGAUGGCAGCGCGCGCUACCCCAUCGUGAAUCCGCGAACUCGCUGCGGGGGGCCCCGGCCGGGCGUACGCAGCCUCGGUUUCCCUGAAGCCUCACGACGUCUCUUCGGCGUCUACUGCUACCGCGCUCCAGGUGCCCCAGACCCGGCUCCAGGAGGCUGGGGCUGGGGCUGGGAGGGCGGAGGAGGCUGGGCAGGAGGGUCGAGGGACCCGGCUGCCUGGACCCCGCUGCGUGUCUAGGACUGCGAGGACUGGCGUUUGGGGAUGUUGGUGGCGAGCCAGCCCUGCACACCCCAUGGAGACAGACUACAUACCAGAAAACCCUUGAACACGCCACACCCCCGUGGUGUGCUGAAGGCUGACUCAACUACCUGUGGUCUUAGGACACUGACCACACCUCCUGAUGUCUCCUUGAUACACGAUGUACCCUGCAGUGCCCUGCACGCUGACACACCAGUUGAGGUCCUUGUUCGCUGACUGUGCCACUCUCUGAGACACCCUGAUAGUGGCCAAGCCCACUUUUCUGGAUAGUGGAUGUCCUAUCUUCGCGACUUUGUCUGGAAGAGCCUCGCUCCCCAUCCUCAACUUCCAGGAUCUCAGUAGACCAACAAGACUCCACGGUUUCCUAAAAACCUUUCUGUGGCCUCCUGGAAAACAGUCCCUGUCAGUCACCUGGAGGCUGGACCCCCAGGAUUAACUGGAGACUGGCCACACAAACCCUCUGCCUUUCCCAGGAGCUGGAAAGCUGGUCUUAGACAGUCGACUGUCCACUGACUUUUCCUCAUUAUUUGGUGAAGAAACAGAAAACUAUGAGUCAAAAGGUGGCCACGCCCUGUUCCAGCAGAGGUGGCUUAGAGGCUGGGUAUUCCUGCUCUUCCAGAGGGUCUAACUUUCCAGGGUAGCAUGCCUAAUCCCCAGUCACUAUGGAAGAGAGUCCCAACACCUCUGGCUUCAUGGGAGAAUGUUCCCAGCUGGCUCCCAGGAACAGUGGCCAUGCCUACCCCUCAGGUAUUUCUCUGGCCAGAGAUUAGACUCGCCUGAAUGUCCCUUCGCAGCCUCCUUGGAGCUGUCACCAAAGACAUCAUUUCCUCAAACCUGAAACCCCUGAAAAUGUCACUUGCUAUAGAGACAUGCUGCUCGGCUUCUUAAGAUGAAGUCACUAGCGCAUCUUUACUUGUCCUCUCCCCCUACACCGGUUCCACGCUUUCCUUUCUUACUGGCCUAGAGCCCAGACACCUACCACUCCAUUUCCAAAUGUCCCCAUCCUGAUGGACCACUAUGGAGACUGUUUUCCCCAGAGUCCUCAGGGUGACCCAGCAUUCAUUUCUCUAGGCCUCUCCAUGGAAACAAGCUGCCCCAUUCCCAAGGUGCACCUCCCGCUCUUCUCAGCCGACCGAAUCCCUCCCCGAGAGAGCUUAAACCUCACAGCUGUUGCCAUGGAGACCAAACUCUGGUGUCCAAGAUAACAGAACACCUGUCCUUCCAAGGUUUUCCCUCCAGGGUCCUGUCCUGCUCAGCUGUCGCCAUAGAGACCGUCAAUGUCUCCAUGACAACUGAUCUGCAGCUCUGAGGAACUUCUUGCCAAGGGCAGAGUUCUGAUUGGAGCUGCCUACUGUGUUCCCUUCUUCAGAUGGGCCCAGACAGGGCUUUGCUUCUGGAGCAGCUGCCUGCCACAGUUCAUUUGCAUGCUAACUCUACAACAGGCAGCAGUUGAGCAGGAGCCACUACUGAAAUCCCAGCAUUUUAAAUUAUCACCCUGUAGGUGAGAAAAAUGACUGUAGCUCCACACAGGGUCAGAGCUUUCCUUCCUGGAGAUCAAGGAGGGUAGAAUGUUCCUGAAACCACCAAUUCAGUUUCCGAGGGACCACGUAUGUUCAAGGGUCAGGGCCAACAUCCAAAGACUGUAUAGUCAGGGCCAUCCCAGACGCAGGGUUUCCCAGCUCUGAGGUACUGCUUGGAGUAGCAGGUGCCCUUGCCAGCACCCUCCUGCCUGCCCCAUUCUGUAAAACCCACCUUUGAGUCUGGAAGCUGGGUGGCUGUGGGCUCAAGCCAUACAUUUUGUUGUAAAAUGUUUGACCAAGUGACAGAA
Molecule: messenger RNA, 4096 nt
Organism: Arvicola amphibius (Eurasian water vole)
Lineage: Eukaryota; Metazoa; Chordata; Mammalia; Rodentia; Cricetidae
Gene: Hapln4
Product: hyaluronan and proteoglycan link protein 4
Exons: 5
Coding region: 1045-2247 (400 amino acids)
Biological process (GO): cell adhesion
Molecular function (GO): hyaluronic acid binding
Source: RefSeq, a predicted model, not a curated record